AUGAGAGGACUCAGCGCGGACGAACUUGGGAUCUCGUUCGGCUUACGUCAUAUUGAGUUUCGGCCCGACCCCGAAAAGCCCUCUAUUGUACACGGCAUUUGGGCAAGCAUCCCCAGGGGAGCAUUCUUGGGCAUAAUGGGACCGUCUGGAGCUGGAAAAUCAACGCUUUUGAAAAUUUUGGCAGGCAAACUUCGCCAGACGUCUGGAGGCACAACUCUCAACGGCAUCGAAAAGGACAUCUCUAUGUUCAAGCAGCUCAUUGGAUUCGUUCCACAGUCAGAUGUUGCUCUUGUUGAUCUUACUGUGCGUGAGAAUGUGUUACUCUCAGCACGCCUUCAAUUGGGCGGCAUCAGAAGUGAUACAUUCAUCAAAAGUCAUGUGGAUCAUAUUCUUUUGUGUAUGGGACUUGACGGGAUCCAGGACAGCAUUAUUGGUGAGCCCUGCUCUAAGAGAAGCAUUUCGGGUGGUGAGCGGAGACGAGUCAGUAUUGCCUUGCAAUUGGUUGCGAUGCCAUUUGCAUUGCUUCUUGAUGAACCCACAUCUGGGCUUGAUGCGCAUACUGCGCUAUCAGUUAUGGAGCUUCUGGCUUCUAUAUCCCAAUUAGGUGUUACUGUUGUAUGUGUCCUUCACCAGCCUCGAUCCGAAAUUCUCAAUAAACUGGAUUAUCUGAUGCUGUUGGGCCGACAAAACCCUGUUUAUAUGGGGAGAGCAGCUGAAGUCAAGAUGUAUUUUGAAGGACUCGGAUACCAGAUCCCAGAACAUUCAAAUCCAGCAGACGCUAUUUUGGACAUCUUGUCAGCUGGAUUUGAUCAUCCAUUCCGGGAAGACUACCGGCAAGACAUGUCUGAGGCAGAAUGCUCGCCAACAGGUUGUAGGGAUUUGGAAACACUUUCUGAAAUGGUGAAAUCGCGCAAAGCGCCAUGGCACCGGCAAUGCUUCAUUCACUUCAUGCGUGGCAUGAGACAACAAGCACGGCAGACCACUGUGGCGUUAACUGAAAUCCUUGUUGGUGCGAUUUCAGGCCUAGUGAUGGGGCUCGCUGUGUAUAACUUUGAUGGCAACCUGUUCCAUGGGAUUUUCCGAGAACCUUUUGAACCCUUAUCCAGUGCGGUGAACUAUAAUCUUGUCCCACAACUGGCUCUUCUCUCAACGUUGGCGAUCAGCCUAGCAGCUGCCCCAGCCGGUGUCGAGACCUUCGGAGCAGAAAAGGAUAAUUUUUAUCGUCAAGUCGACGCAGGUCACUCACCCAGCGCCUACUUCGUGGGCAGAGACCUAUCGACCUUACCGCGCAUCGCUCUGUCCGCUCUUCACUUUACAACAUUCUAUAUCGUCCUCGCAACACCUAUUGUCUCGUUUGGACAGCUCCUUCUAACCAACUUAUUAUACUUUUUCUGCAUAUACGGGCUCGCUUCUGCCGUCUCCUCCUUAGUUAGGCGCGAGAGUGCUUUACUGCUGGCUCUGCUCAUAUCCUUGAUAGUAGGGAUAUGCAACGGCUAUGGCCCGCCUCUUUCUCGCGUCAAGUCAUGGCACAUGGAAUGGUUCUGGUACCUUUGCCCUGGGACUUGGUUUGCCGAGGCUUAUUUUACGGAGCAUGUUUCCCGGCUUUCUUAUUUAUACGAUAUCCAAACUGCUGCGGCUUGGAAUGGCUAUGUUGUUGGAAGGACAGGGUUUGACCUAGGGUAA
Messenger RNA from Penicillium longicatenatum, 1683 nucleotides. RefSeq names its product ABC transporter. The record is from RefSeq and is a predicted model, not a curated record. Gene Ontology annotation, cellular component: membrane. Gene Ontology annotation, molecular function: ATP binding; ATP hydrolysis activity; ABC-type transporter activity. Bases 1 to 1683 code for a protein of 560 amino acids. Lineage: Eukaryota; Fungi; Ascomycota; Eurotiomycetes; Eurotiales; Aspergillaceae. The transcript has 6 exons.